AUGAAGACCCAUCCAGAAUCAAAAAGUUCGGACUACAUUAUCCUCAUGAACUCAAAGCCAUAUCUGUUGUACUUCGCCUCGCAACGCAACCCUUUUCAAAGUGACUGGUUCUACUGGCUGGACGCUGGCUACGGACAUGGUGUGGCCAGAUUCCCAAAUGAAAAUGAACAAUGGUCACCUUCAAAUGUCAUGGUAAAAUCGCUAACCCAAAAGAUCACCAUCAUAAAGUUGGUGCCGCACAAUCUCGCAGAUUUCCCGAUUAGCUCUAUUUAUCGGAAGAACGUCGCGUUGAUCAGCGGCGAGUUUCUUGGUGGUUCCGCUCAGAUCAUUCCUCGAUUCUAUUCCCUGUAUUCUAACGUGUUUCAAGGACUUGUUCAAGGUGGUUACGUAGAUGAUGACCAAACGACGCUAGUUAUCUGUUAUCAAAAGAACCCUACCAUGUUUAAUGUUGUAACUGGCGACUGGCAUAGUGUUUUUGAUAUGUUUCAUUGA
Molecule: messenger RNA, 492 nt
Organism: Soboliphyme baturini
Lineage: Eukaryota; Metazoa; Nematoda; Enoplea; Dioctophymatida; Soboliphymatidae
Source: the annotation of a GenBank genome assembly